AGUGAUGUUUUAAGCUACUUCCCUGCAGGAUGCGGAGCCGCUUAGACAGGUGAGAUGUCCCCACAAAGGAGAUGCUCCUGCAGCAUCUGCUGCAGUGAUUGCAAAGUGAUGGUUGAUUAAUUCUCUUCAUGUUUCAGCAUCUUCUGCAGCUGAAGCUCUGAAAUACAGGAGGACUCUGCAUCUUCCUCAGGGACACGGGCAAGGGAGAGCUGGAGCCUCUGGGGGGCUCGGGAAGGAAUUGUGGUUGGUGGUUGCCUGAGGAACUCACCUUCACCCCAAUGUUGCUCUGAAACGAGUCGUGUCCAGCAGUCAGGUUUGGUAAGAUGCCUCAGGAACAGUAUCCACACCGGAGCACCAUGCAGACCUCGGAAGGACCCCAGGUAUACAAAGUGGGGAUUUAUGGCUGGAGGAAGAGGUGCCUCUAUUUCUUUGUGCUGCUCCUAAUGAUUUUAAUCCUGGUGAACCUUGCUAUGACCAUCUGGAUUCUGAAGGUUAUGAACUUCACAAUUGAUGGAAUGGGGAACCUGAGGAUCACGGAAAAGGGUCUGAAACUUGAAGGAGAUUCAGAAUUCUUGAAACCUCUCUACGCCAAAGAAAUCCGAUCAAGACCAGGCAACCCACUGUACUUCCAGUCCGCCAGGAACGUCACCGUCAACAUCCUCAACGAGAAGACAAAAGUCCUCACUCGCCUCGUAACAGGUCCCCAAGCAGUGGAAGCACACAGCCAAAAAUUUGAGGUGAAAACCCUCUCUGGAAAAUUGCUGUUUUCUGCAGAUGACAACGAAGUGGUGGUUGGAGCAGAGAGAUUGAGAGUUCUAGGAGCAGAAGGCACAGUGUUCCCUAAAUCUAUAGAAACUCCCAAUGUCAGGGCAGACCCCUUCAAGGAACUAAGGCUGGAGUCGCCCACGCGCGCGCUGGUGAUGGAGGCUCCCAAGGGCAUCGAGAUCAACGCCGAGGCCGGCAGCCUGAAGGCCACGUGCAGGACAGAGCUCCGGCUGGAAUCCAAAGAUGGAGAGAUAACGUUGAAUUCUGCAAAAAUCAAACUACCUAACUUGCCUCAAGGAUCUUCCUCUUCUGCAGGGUCCAGGCAAAAAAUCUACGAGCUCUGUGUGUGUCCCAAUGGGAGGCUGUUCCUGUCCCAGGCGGGCAGCAGCUCCACCUGCCAGAUAAACACGAGCGUCUGCCUUUGAGAGACAAUUUGCAGCGGGGCGUGGCAGGCAGCACAAAAGCCAGUUCUGGUCUCACAGAUCCAGCUGCCAACUAUUUUUACUAGAACACAGAAAGCCUAUCAAAGACUUUUUUUGUGUGUGCGCGCGCGUGUGUGUGAAUAUAUAUAUAAAAAAUAUAUAUAUAAGAUAUAUAUAUAUAUCCUCUGUGUAAAACGAUGUUUCAGUACAAGGAAUCCCAGGGUGACCCUGUUACAUUUGUGUAGCAUUUCUCUUUCCCACACCAAAAUUUACUGGUACAAUCUGCUGAAUUGGAUCUGAUGCUCCCCUGGACCCUUCUGUAUUAAUACAGUGCAAUGAUCACCCCUCGUUUUUGAUCAUGUUCUCAGAGCAGUGGGAUUGCUGGCUGGGCAAGACCCUGGAACCAAUACAGAGCCACCACCAUCCAAAGGGAAGAGAAGCAUCUCUGAUUAUUUUUGUGCCAUUAAAUCGGUGGCAUGAAAAAUAAAUAAUUUCAAAAACAACAAAAUAGCCAGAUGUGCUGAUCCCCUACAGUGAUCCAAGAUACCUGAGGUUAAUUACUCUUUAAUUAUCACCUGAAGCGUGGCUCCCUGUUGGGAGAGAUGGGUGUACUUGGCCAGUAGGAAAGUCCAGACCUUCUUGCUGAAAUAAUAAAUGUGAUUUUCUGAAGGGGCUCAACACUUGCCUGUGCAGGCCAAGGAUGCCUUGUGCUAUUCAGGUCCAGCAUUAACGUCAAAUCAUCUUUGUGCUGGCAAAACUGGUGUUGUAUUUAGCUAUUGGAAGGAACAAAAUGGUGAAAGUUGGAUUAAGUAGAAAAAUCCUGAACCUCUUUUGUUAAUAGAUGUCCUAGAUCAUCCCACAGACUCCCCAUUCACACCAGUUUUGAACAUAUUUGCUGUGAAGGUGUGAAGAUUUAAGAUUUGGACAUUGCCUAAAUACAUGUAGAAGCAGAGAAAAUCAACUAGAAAGUGAGAAAAUCAUAAAAUUAAGUGUAUAAUGUAGAUGCUACACCAGAAUUUUUGUCAUCUUUGUUUUCAAGAUACACAGACCAAAGUCACUUAGAUUUAGUGGAAACUGCAAAUAUCAGAGAUGCUGACAAUGAAAGACUUUUUUUAAGAGUUUAUAAAUAUUGUGACAAAGCCAGAUUACUGAAAGGAAGAGCUUUGGAUGCUGGUUCCUCUAGAAUUUGAGUCCCCAAAACUCUGUGGUUGAAUCUUAUCAUGGUUGCAUUUUUUUCUUAUUUUAAAGUCUAGAAGUCACGGGCAGCAUAAAACACAAAAAUCUGAUCUGGUAACAUUACUUCCACUUUUGAAGUUUUGGAAAAUAAUGAUAAGAGCCCAGAUCAUUGAAUUCUGACCCAUAAUUUCAUCCACAUGCAUGUCAAAAUCCUUUAAAAAAAACCAAAUAUACCAAUUAUGGCAAAAGUUUCCAAGUCCCAGUAAAUGUCACGAGGACAGCAAGGUUUCUAAGCCACUGAGAUGCUUUUGAAAUAUUACCUCAUGUGCAAAUCAGAGAGAUCUGUGCCCAUCCCCAGUGAUAUCUAACCAAAGCUGGUAUUCUUCAAGUGAUCUUCAAGAUAAAACAUAGCUGACAGAAAUCUUUAGAAAUAAUUAGCCCAUUCCUUUUUUUUUACAGCUUCUCACAUAUUUUCUUGUGGUCUCGAGAGUACCAGGGUUUGAUUUUGUUUUCUUAAUUUUUUAUUUUUUAAUUAACAAUUCUGGCUUAAUCCAAAACUGAUUGGACUCAGAGAAGAUUUCUGUGGAGUUUAGAUUAGAUGUGUUGCUGCCUAGCAAAGCAGCACUCACAAAAAAAUUUAUUCCUGAAAGAGGAUUGAAUGAUUUCCAUUUAUUUCAGUAAUGCUUUCUGAUAAAUUAACGAACUCAAACUAUUUGUUAAUGAAUGAUUCCUGUAAUUAUUAUGUCUUGAGUCAACGUUUGAAUGCAAAGGGUCACCCAGGGUAACAAUUGUAUUGGGACACAGGACUUUACCAUCUCUGUUCAAAGAGGGGAAUUGUGCCUAUGCCUUAAGUCAAUGCACUCAGCAAGGAGAAGCACAUCAUAUUUAUCUUGUUAUUAAAUCUAGUUUAUUUGGGGGGAGGGAAAAGAGGGUGUCUUGGGAACUGGUUGUGCAACUUAAAACAGAGAUUGAUGAAAUACAUUAAGACUGUAGGGGCAUCUAGAAUGAUACAGAC
Molecule: messenger RNA, 3378 nt
Organism: Sturnus vulgaris (Common starling)
Lineage: Eukaryota; Metazoa; Chordata; Aves; Passeriformes; Sturnidae
Source: RefSeq, a predicted model, not a curated record